Drosophila albomicans is the source of this 2777-nucleotide messenger RNA. RefSeq names its product C-terminal-binding protein (gene CtBP). The transcript is spliced from 7 exons. NCBI's taxonomy places the organism in Eukaryota, Metazoa, Arthropoda, Insecta, Diptera, Drosophilidae. The record is from RefSeq and is a predicted model, not a curated record. Gene Ontology annotation, molecular function: oxidoreductase activity, acting on the CH-OH group of donors, NAD or NADP as acceptor; transcription corepressor activity; NAD binding. The coding region runs from base 459 to 1601 and encodes 380 amino acids.
GGGAAUGGUUGCUCGAAUGCUAAGAAGAAGCAUAUGAAAGAAUAUUUUGUGUGCAAGUGGAUGAGAAGAAAAAUUUAAUAGUUAAUAGUGUCAUUUGAAAUAUAUCGUACAAAAUACAGUACGUAAUAUUCCCAGGAUUCUCUUUUUCGAUUUCAAUAUGAAGCGCCAAAAAUGAUUGAAAUGUGUGAAUCGUCAUCUUGAAAAGGUUUUGUUUCUGUUGAUUGAAAUUAAAGUAACUGCAACACGUAACAAAGAAACAACCAAAACAAAACAAAAUACAAGAAGGAAAGAAAACGUUAAACACUAACGAAGAUUAAUUUCUGAUUAACAAAACAACACAAGGAAGAAGCCAGAAAACAGCAGAAAAAACCACGGUGCAGUAAUUUGUAUCUUUAAAAGCAGCCGCAAGGAACCGCAAUCAAUCAACAAACUAUAAACAAACAACAAACAAAAGGAACAUGGAUAAAAAUCUAAUGAUGCCCAAGCGUUCGCGCAUGGACGUUAAAACCAACUUUGCCAAUGGCCCACUGCAGGCGCGACCAUUGGUUGCCCUGCUGGAUGGACGCGACUGUUCGAUCGAGAUGCCCAUACUAAAGGAUGUGGCUACAGUGGCCUUCUGCGAUGCACAGAGCACAUCCGAAAUACACGAGAAGGUGCUGAAUGAAGCAGUUGGCGCAUUGAUGUGGCACACCAUCAUCUUGACUAAGGAAGAUCUUGAAAAAUUUAAAGCUUUACGCAUCAUUGUGCGCAUUGGCAGCGGCACAGAUAACAUCGAUGUUAAAGCCGCUGGCGAGUUGGGAAUUGCAGUGUGCAACGUCCCCGGCUAUGGUGUCGAGGAGGUGGCAGACACAACAAUGUGCUUGAUUUUGAACCUAUAUCGGCGCACCUAUUGGCUGGCGAAUAUGGUGCGAGAGGGCAAGAAGUUUACCGGCCCUGAGCAAGUGCGAGAGGCGGCGCAUGGCUGCGCACGUAUUCGUGGCGAUACCUUAGGAUUAGUUGGAUUGGGUCGCAUUGGUAGCGCUGUGGCGUUGAGGGCAAAAGCAUUCGGCUUCAAUGUUAUAUUCUACGAUCCCUACCUACCCGAUGGCAUUGACAAAUCGCUCGGCCUCACACGCGUCUAUACCCUGCAGGAUCUGCUCUUUCAGUCCGACUGCGUCUCACUGCAUUGCACGCUUAACGAGCACAAUCAUCAUUUAAUCAAUGAAUUCACAAUUAAACAGAUGCGACCUGGAGCAUUUCUGGUGAACACCGCCCGCGGCGGUCUGGUUGAUGACGAGACUUUGGCGUUGGCACUGAAACAGGGACGGAUAAGAGCAGCCGCAUUGGAUGUGCACGAGAAUGAACCAUACAAUGUAUUUCAAGGUGCACUGAAAGAUGCUCCAAAUCUGAUUUGCACACCACACGCCGCCUUCUUCAGCGAUGCAUCCGCAACGGAGCUGCGCGAAAUGGCAGCCACCGAAAUACGACGAGCGAUUGUCGGCAAUAUUCCAGAAGUGCUGAGGAAUUGCGUUAACAAGGAGUACUUCAUGCGCACGCCGCCCACAGCUGCGGCCGGCGGUGUUGCGGCGGCUGUUUAUCCCGAAGGUUCGAUUAGGAUUUAAUGCAACCGCAAGUGCAAAAGUACUUACAAAUUGAUUGUCCUCCAAAAUUCCUGGCCCAGGCUCCCCAACUUGUCAGCGUUUGUAGUUAGAGUAAAACUAUAACUUCGUUUUGUGUAAUGUACAAUAAUAUAUAUAUAUGCGUAUGUAGAUAUGUAUGUAUAUGUGUUAACAUAUAUAUGUAUAAUUCAUAAUUAUUUACAGCAAAAGGUGAAAGUAAACAAAUUGAUGGAUUGUUCUUGUUGUUAAUUGUUUUGAGACCCUGCCUCACACAUGAUUAAUAUAACCUACUUUACAAACAUGAACAACAACUAUUUAACUCUCAGUCAAUACAAAAUAUUUAAAAUAUAUGAAAACAUUUUGAUGAAUGCUACUAUAUUGAUACGUGGUACAAUACCGUACAAUGUGUAAUUGUAAUAGUACUAACCAAGCACAAAGUUUUAUAGACCUCUGUAGCUUCCAAUGCCUCUAAAGCUGUAGUGAGCAAACGCAAAGUAUUAUUUUUAAGAACCGAUUGAUUCAGCGCCAUAAAUUACUGACUUUCUUUCAAAUAUGCCAAACAACAUAAAAAAAACUAAAACUGAUGAAAUGACAAAACGUGUUAAAUUAUGCGAUUCAUUAUUUAUGUUGCUCGAUUACCACUGCUCUAUAAUGCAUAAUGAUCUCAUCAUCCAAGUUUAUUUUCGCCUUGCGUAAAGAUCGUAACAUUCUGAGACCACAAUAUAAUUAAAUACACACAAUUAUACUCUGAAAAGAAGUAAUGACAACACGGCGCGAGAAGUAGAACCACAUCUAUAAAUAAUAAUAAUAAUAAAGAAAAGAGAGAAUAAAAUUAAUACAUAGUCUAUGUACAUUUAAAAUAUAUAACAGAAAUUAUAUUAAAACACAAAACAAACAAAAACAAAAUAAUUACUAUUAAAACACUUAGAUUAACUUUAAUGAUAAAGGCAGUUAAACAAACCAGAAGAUAAGAAAAAAGUAAAAAUAUAAAAACAAAAAACAGCACAUUAUGAUCAACCGAGUACUCGGUACAUUUAAGAAUUGUUAGCGUAAAAAAUGUAAGAAUAUUUACAGAAACAACAUAAGAAAAAGAAAAAAAUAACGAAACAAAGGCGCAAAAGUAUAAUUUUGUAAAAUUUUUGCAAUUUAAGUUAAUAAUUAAACAAUUAAUGCAAUUGA